This is a messenger RNA of Pollicipes pollicipes, 2139 nucleotides long. RefSeq names its product phosphatidylinositol 3,4,5-trisphosphate 3-phosphatase TPTE2-like. Bases 433 to 2127 code for a protein of 564 amino acids. The transcript has 2 exons. Gene Ontology annotation, biological process: dephosphorylation. Gene Ontology annotation, cellular component: cytosol. NCBI's taxonomy places the organism in Eukaryota, Metazoa, Arthropoda, Thecostraca, Pollicipedomorpha, Pollicipedidae. The record is from RefSeq and is a predicted model, not a curated record. Gene Ontology annotation, molecular function: phosphatidylinositol-3,4,5-trisphosphate 3-phosphatase activity.
GCUUGCCCUGGUCGUAGUCUAAGUACGUAUCAAUAUCGGGAAUGUUUUUGUCGGGCAUAUAUCCCAAUCAUCUUAGACAUAAGUGCAAUAGCGAAAAAGCGUUUGUUUGCACAAGGAUAUAAAGGAGCUAUCAAAGUAACUAGAAUGACUUGGAAACUGAUGGUAAUGCUGCAUCGGCAGCUUCUGCUUCCCGAGGUUGCUUGUAAAGGCAGUGGUGGCAUAUAGACAUAAGCUGUUAUGCAUUUUUCCACGGGUUAUUCCCUGGAGUGAGAAGAAAAACUGGCUCCGAUAGCAAAAGUUCACCCGUCGUCUGAAAAGAGCUUAGACGUGGAGGCACCUGAAAUCGACGACUCGGAAAAGAAGAAAACACCUUCCCCAUCAAAUUCAAAACAUGGAGAUGGCAAUGCACUUCUUUCAGUUCCGAGUGGAGGGAUGCCCCUCGGCUCAGGAGUCAAUGCGUCUCAACAUGCCGGAUUCGACGCGGGGGAGAGUCCUGCGAAAGUUAUACAGCGUGCCUCACUGUUCUUUGUGCAGCCCCAGCCAGAAGACGCAGCCCAGUUAGCCAAUACGAGCAAGGAGGCCACAGAAGCAUUCCUGGACCUCCUGCACCCAUCUCUCGAACCAGAACAUGGCACGCUCCAGUACAUACGCUGGACGAUAAAAAAGGUGGUUGAUAACAUCUUCUUUCGUCUGUUGUUCGCCAUGCUGAUCAUCGCAGACAUAGCUCUGAUGAUCAUUGAUUUGGGAACACGAGAUAUGGACCAACAUUUGUAUUAUAUCGUGUGCUCUUUUACGUUUUCGUGGUUUUUUGUAAUCGAAAUUUGCCUCCGAGUUGUUGCUUUCAGCUUGCGUGCAAUGUUUCAUUUUUGGUACAACAUUGUAGAUGUCUUCAUCAUCAUUGCUUCAACAAUCGGUACAUCCUAUCUAUUUGUGGACAGGAUUGUUAGCGGGCAGUACUACAUUGCGGAAAGGCAUCGAUCACCUUUCUGGUAUUUCAUAUUUUCUCUAAGAUUCUGUCGAAUGGCUCAUUUCUUUCGACUAUACCAAGAAACCGAGAACAUCAAGCGUGCUGCAAGACAACUUGUUUCGCAAAAUAAGCGCCGGUAUCACGACGACGGAUUCGACCUUGACUUGACUUAUGUCACAGAACGGGUCAUUGCCAUGAGCUUUCCUUCUUCGGGACACAUGACCUUCUACCGAAAUCCCAUCACAGAGGUUGCUCGUUUCUUUGAGACCAAACAUGGAGGACACUACAAGAUAUAUAAUCUCUGUAAGGAAAGAGGCUACGAUGACAAGAUUUUCGAUGGCCAAGUGGAGCGAUUUUUUAUAGAAGACCACAACCCACCGACCUGCAAAGACAUGCUUAAAUUUGCAGCCAUGUCAUCCGAAUGGCUGGAAAAGGAUGAGAAAAACGUGAUAGCCGUGCAUUGCAAAGGCGGCAAAGGGAGAACGGGCACCAUGAUCUGCGUAUAUCUGGUUGAUAACGGGCUGUUUUCGACCGCUGAAGACAGCCUUUCAUACUUCGGGUACCGUCGCACGGACCUGAGCCAAGGAGACAGCUUCCAGGGCGUGGAAACCCCGAGUCAGUGCCGAUAUGUCGGAUACUACGAGGCCAUUCGCAACCACAAACACAGGCUACCGACCGAGGUGGAGCUAACGCUGAGGAGCAUUCGAAUCUGGGGCAUGGCGACUGUGGGCAAGGGUGACGGCUCUGACAUCACCCUGGUGAUCGAGUCGCCGGAAGAGGGAAAGGUCUACGAGAACCACUUCGGAAAGGGCUCCUUGCGUCUCUACGAUAAGGAAGAUGACGAAUUGUUCGUAACCUUCCAGUCAGUGCCAGCCUUUAAAGGUGACAUCCGGUUUAAGUUCAAGUGCAGUUCACGACGAGUGCCCCGAGGCUAUGAAAAAACGGCCUGGUUCUUUUGGUUUCACACUGGGUUUAUCCAACACAAUCGCCUUAAGCUGGAGAGGUCCGACUUGGACAACCCACACAAGAGCAAAACUUGGGAAGUGUUCAGGGAAAGUUUUGGUCUCGAGUGCAUCUUCCAAAAGACGAAGACUGGGAAGAUAGGCCGGCAGGGAAAGCUGAACAGAUUCUCUCGGUUCCUCGUCAACAAAGGGAAGUGACCAUAUUCGAAU